AAUUUCCAAUACCGCAACACUUGUAACUACUUAAUCACAAGCAGUAGCUCUUCAACCAGACAUAUAUCGGAUCUUGUAUUAAAGAUAGUUUAACAUGAAAGGCGCUUGAAAUAAGAGGAUAUAAAUACUUGCCACAAAAUUGACUAGACUAAGUUUUAUUAAUGAUAAGUCUUUGUUUUCUUGCACUGGAGUGCAUGCAUUUGAAAAAUAAGUGCAUUUAAUUACGACGAUACAUUGAAUACGUUUUCUUAUCAUUUGUGAACAUUUGAUUAUUGCCUAUGUAUAUAUUGUUGAAUAAACAUUCUAUGUUUUGAGGUUGGAAUUAAUUCUGCUUUAAGCGUUGUUGACUGUGCCAUAGUUCCCAGUCAAUGCACAAAAUCCCACAAUAAAGCAUUCUCACUGCGUGAGGAAUAUCGAAAAUGAGCACUACACCUCCAACGUAUAACACUACAUACUACUACGAUGGUUCGUAUUACGACUACGGCGACAUGUACGAUACCCACAUGUAUCAUAAUGGCAUGUACGAUAACGAAACACAUAGACAAUACACCGCAGAGGAAAUGUUGGCUUACAGACAGAUGAUUAGAGAUCGUAAAAACUUUAGAUAUGUGUAUCAUGCAUUUGCAGCUUGUAUAGUAUUAAUAAAUGGAAUUAUGAUGUCAGCUAUAGUGCUUAGUCGUAAACAACGAUGUCAUUUCCGGAACUGGCUAAUAAUCCAUAUGACCGGCAUUCAUAUUUUGUUUGGUGGACUUGCUUUACCGUUUCUUGCACAAACAUUUGACAUGACCAGUGCAGGUCUUAGUAGUGUGCCGCUUUGUAAGCUUUUUUCAUUUCUGUCCGAUAUUACGGAGUACAUGUCAAAUAUUUCAAUUGGAAUUCUUGGUGUUUAUCAGUGUUUAAACCUUAUAUCACCACGAUUACUGAAAAGUGUGUCAAAUGCGCUUCUUCUAUCAAUAAUGAUCAUACUUCCUUGGUUUGUAGCGGUCAUGCUGACAGCUGUUUUGCGACUGACAAUGUCGGAGGAGCAAUGGGGACAGUGUUAUAUAGUGUCAGAUGAAACAGCGCAUGUUUUAUGGCUAACAUUAGCUCGCUGCCUACCAUUGUUUAUGGUGCUUGCUUGCUUGAUAACUAUCUUAUCUGUUGCUUGUUCGCCAUUUACUCCACGAAAUGACAGAUCUCCACCAGGAAGACAUAAUACAACAAUAUUUAUCAGCGUCUGUUUAGGCGCAUGUCUGUUCAUGCGAACUCCGUUUUACAUAAUUUUCUUCGAGCCAAUAGCUGAUGAAUGUAUGAGUAAGAACAUGUUGCUUUGCUCAAGACUUACACACGGGCUGGAUAUAGUGCGACUUCUAAGCAUGCUUUUGAUUCCAUUAGCUUACCUCGUGCAGUUAGACAUUCGUAAACGAUGUCGAAAAUUCAGGUCAAAACUUCUAUGCAAAACUGUUGACUGCAAUAACACAUCAAAGAAGCAACAGCCAAUGGAAAUGUUGUCUGUAUCAAACAAUGAAAGCUCAUCCUUGGUCCCAAAGAACAAGAUUGAGGAAACUGACAUCUGAGUCAACAAGGAAACAACAGGUCAAGCAAAGAUGGGCGACUGAGCUGAUUUCCUUCCUGCUAAAUAUUUUAUACGGCAUAAAAUAAAAUAAAAAUAAACGGUCUACUUUUAUUUAGGAAUUAGAUCAUAAAAAUUACACAUACUAUUAUGCAAUACAUAUUGAAGCUUGCGGGUAUUACAUUUGCGUUGUUUCUUGACACAUCUUUAUAAAGGACUGUGACUUUUAGAAUCAUUCCUGUCUAUUUCCAAGCAUUUUAUGACGCUACAUAAUUCCUUUCUUAUACAGUGUUUUGAGAUUGAGGUUGAAAGGGAUCGCAUUAAUUGCGUAUACGUAGUCGUUGACUUCUGAAUCGCGUGCCUUUCAGACUCCACUUAAGGUAUAUAAAUUUAUGUGUGGAAGUGCUAUUAAUCUUGAUCGAACAAAUGCCGGAGAUUGUAUUCAAGUACAUGUAUGUGCUUAAAAAUGUAUAAACCAUAAGAGCUAAGAUGUUGCAGAAAGACGGAAGUUACACGGGUACGACUUACAAUGGAACAAAACAAACACGUUAGUCACAAUUUUACCAAAUAUUAAGCACGUUCAUGAUCCCUUUCAACACCAAGCAAAUACACGCAAUAUAUAGUUCACCUUCAUUAAUGAAAGUGGCUCUUGGUGAUGAAAAAGUGAUAUCCGUUUACUAAUUUCAUCGACCCUGAAGAAAAAUGUUAGCUCAACGGCGUUCCUUCCUAAAUUCUUAGAUUCAAAGAAAUUGCUUAAAGACUAACGUCAGGGUAUACGUACCCUUUCCGUUACUUAAACGACUCGACUUGUAAUAGAGCAGUAAAUGCUUUGUGAAUUAUAUCUGUACUCAAAUACUCUCAGUAAUGUUUCUUAGGUGUUGACUUGGCUCCAAAAAAAGAAAUUUUCAAAAUGGCAGAAUAACGGUUCAUGCUAUUACUCAAGUUGGCUGAAAACGAAGUUGCAUUGUCCGACUAGUGAAAUGAAAGGAAUCUGGUAUUGCCAUCAUUACAUCAGCAUCGUAAUGUCGAACUCUUUAAAUAAGAAUAAAAGAGUUUAAUCAGA
Mercenaria mercenaria is the source of this 2615-nucleotide messenger RNA. RefSeq lists its product as uncharacterized. Lineage: Eukaryota; Metazoa; Mollusca; Bivalvia; Venerida; Veneridae. Gene Ontology annotation, cellular component: membrane. The record is from RefSeq and is a predicted model, not a curated record. The transcript is spliced from 3 exons. The coding region runs from base 420 to 1556 and encodes 378 amino acids.